GCGCGCGUUCGGGUUGAGGCAAGCGGAAAGGCGCGGUGUGCUGCCGCAUGCUGUGAGAACGAGAGGGGUCUACAUGGAGAACGAUCGCGUGGAUCAUGCCUUCGCGACGUGGAGGGAAUCCAUCUUCGCCAAGAAGCAACGCGUCCAUCAACUCGAUGUCGCCGAUGCGUAUUACGAUCUCUUGGGCCUCGUCAACGCAGUGACGACAUGGAAGAGGCAUUGGACACGCCAUCGGCAGCGGCGACGACGAGUCCCACGCAUUCAUCUGACGUUGUUUUACAGGUGGGUGCAAUAUCGAGACAUGCGCAGACGACGUCGUCUUCACCGCAUAUUUGCCGAACGCCAUGUGCGAGCUCGAUACCUAUGUCGUUCGUUUCGAGCAUGGAAAGUUACAAUGCAGAUUCGUUGCCUCCGUGUACAUUACUUGCUCCGUCGCAUGUUCCUGCUUUGGAAUAGCCAGCGGGUAGCGAUAUUAUUUCAAAUCGAGCAUUCCACUCAACUUUGUCCACGGCCUAUGAGAAAGGUCAUGCCACGCGGCAUGUUUUGGCAGCACAUGACCCUUCGUCGUUGCUUCACAUCAUGGAAAUCGUACUUUCGAUGGAGUUGCUGGGUUAGACAUUACAUUGAUCGUCCAUACACCCGAUGGCUUGUCACUCAAGCCUUACUUUGCUGGAAACGCAAGAUCACACGGAUCCAAUUCACGCGCCUCAGUCUUUGUCGAAGUCGGCAUUGGGCCAACCAACGGCUGCUUCACCGCGCGUGCCACUCAUGGCAUCAAUCCUGUCGACAGAGUCGCUCAGUCGCCGCAGCUUUAUAUUGGUUUCGUUGCAACCAUCAUCGUCGCUUGAUGCACAAGUGGUAUUGCGGAUGGGCUUUUGAAACGCGACGGAUUCGACUGGUUCGGUUGUGGCAGUCCACUAAAGCGUUUGCAGUCGUUCAACAAACGUGGCAACGGUGGCGACUCUUUCUGUACCUUUGUCUAAACAAAUACACCGCCGAUCGAGUGUGCUACCACCAACGAAGUCGGCGUACGUUUUCUCGGUGGAAGCUACUACCAACUGUCCAACGAGUCUCCAGAACCAAGGCCACAGAAGUCGCACGAUGUCGAUUAUCGUCGACUUUUGCUGCGUGGAAGUCAAGGCUGGACCAGAUUCAAUCAUACCGAAUUGCUGCACUCAACCGACAUGUUUACGACCACCAGAGCUUGCUCCAACAACGGUGCUUGUUCCUGUGGGCCUUGGAGACUCGUCGUCGAUUGGACAAAUGGCGCCAUUGGAGUCAAGCCAAAUGUCUUUGCCGAGCGUUCCGACGAUGGACGAGCCGCCACGCCCAUGAGGCCCAACGCACACGCGCAGCGUCGGAUCUCGCGGCUUUGGCGUAUCGUCUUAUGAUGUCGCGGCGCUGGUUUCGAGUGUGGCAAUCUCGACAGUACAUGCGAUCCAAGCGACGUCGUGCUACGGAUUAUUGCGUCCACAAGUUGAAGGUGACAACAUGGGCAAUGUGGACGAGCUAUCGAAAACGCAUCGACGAUCAACUUGGUGUGGUGCUGGCAGUAUCCAAGGCUCGCCAAAUGCACAUGACCAAGUGUUUGAAGCUCCUGCCUAAACAAACUUUGCAUGCUGUGGGCAUGCUGGUUCCACGCUAUGGCAUGGCAGUAACGUUGGCUCGAUGGAAAGCGUUUCAAACGUCGAGGCGCGCUCAACGCCAUGUUCAACGCAGUGUAAGUGGCCCAACCAUAACGUAGCAACUGCUGCGUGGAAAAUGCCGACAUUCCAGCGCGUAGUGUUUCAGACAGUGGAAAUACCAUUAUCUCACCGCAAAGUGCACCACCAUGGCGACACCACGCAACAAAGGCGCCCAUCCCAAUGCAACGAUCCGUGCGACUCCCUUCAUUCGUCCACGACUGCCAUGGCGUGGUUGACUCGACCCGAGUCAACCUGACCAUAUUAACAAGGGCAUAUGUGGGAGGGAAAUCACUGCGAUCCCAAGUUGGCCGUAUAUUAUGUCCACUCUAUUCGCUUCAAAGCCAUGUUCUAUGAAGAUCUUACGGACAAAGUUGCCAGUGAACAACAAGUAACCGUACGUGUCGACAAUAUUCGUCGCAUAUAGUGAAGGCUGAACAAUAUUUAUUUAUUUUUCAUAUAUAUAUACUGGUCUUGGUUAACGUCAUAUCAAUGGGGCAGCGACUACGUUUU
Molecule: messenger RNA, 2195 nt
Organism: Aphanomyces astaci
Lineage: Eukaryota; Oomycota; Saprolegniomycetes; Saprolegniales; Verrucalvaceae
Exons: 10
Coding region: 74-1744 (556 amino acids)
Source: RefSeq, a predicted model, not a curated record